Molecule: messenger RNA, 1227 nt
Organism: Bacidia gigantensis
Lineage: Eukaryota; Fungi; Ascomycota; Lecanoromycetes; Lecanorales; Ramalinaceae
Exons: 1
Coding region: 1-1227 (408 amino acids)
Molecular function (GO): protein binding
Source: RefSeq, a predicted model, not a curated record
AUGGCUCUUUUCGAUCUUCCAAACGAGCUUCUAGUUCGCAUCUCGGAUGAGCUUUGGCUCCCCGAUCUUGAGAACUUUGCGUUUGCAUCGAGGAGACUUUACCGAACAUGCCAAAAGAAAUACACCCGCCAUAAAGCUUUGAAAAAACAAUAUCAGUGUCUUGAAGUCGGGCGGUACCACACCCCAGGAUUCUCACCAAAGGAGAAAACAGAUCUUAGCGAAGGUUUCUACUACACCGAGCAUAUGAGCAUCAAAGAAACUUUGCCAGGCCUUUGGGACUUCCAUUCCAUCUCCGUGAGGAUAAAUGAAGAGCAGUCUCCUCUCGCACCCUCAUGCUCGCAAACCAUGGACAUAAAUCAACUUGAAGCCGAGUUCUCCGAUCGAGUACAUUCUUUCGGCGGAAACGCUUGGGAAAACAAAAACAUGGCCCUGUGGGCAGCAUACCUCAUGAAAGCCACCCGCAUUCACACACUAUCCCUCGAGCUCGGGAUACCAACUAGUUUCUGGAUGCGUACGUUCUUUCAAAUCAUGCUGCGAUCAACAAUGCAACACAAACAACAAAUCUUCUUGACGAACUUAAAUUGCAUCCAUAUCCAUGGUUACGAAUGUGACGCCGAUCUGAUGUUCAUUCUGACUCUACCAAGUCUCCGGCGCCUGCACCUCCACGAUGUUCUGGAGGAGUCCACUCUCCGAUGGCCAGAUAAUACCGCUAAGUCACGAGUAUCGCUGAUCACCAUGAGGGGCCGUCAUGCAGUGGCCGCGAAUGACCUUCGUGUCCUCUCUUGCAGAAUCAAAGGGCCAUGCAUCGUUCGUGUUUGCACCGAAAUAUACGAAGAAGAGGAAGGAGAAGACCAUUCUGAAGGGUGUUGUUGCGAAGACGAGGAAGGAGAAGACGGUUUGCAAGAGCAAGAGCAGGAAGAAGGACAAGAACAAGAGCAAGAGCAGGAAGAAGAACAAGAGCAAGAGCAAGAGCAGGAAGAAGAACAAGAGCAAGAGCAAGGGCAGGAAGAAGAACAAGAACAAGAACAAGAGCAGGAAGAACGACAAGGACAAGAACUUCCGAACGUAUGCUACAUUCCUGCAGAGAGUGAAGAAGAGAGAAUUCUUGUGUUUUGGAGGGAAGACCCUGAUCAGAGGAUUUGGGAUGAAGAUGAUCUGGCGGAACACGAUAAUGAUCAGCGUGGCAUGGAAGAAGUCACCGGCUUUCUAAACACGAUGAAGCGGUAA